UCAGCACCGACCAGACGCGACACCGACGUUCCAACGUCUUCGUCGGCGCUGACGUCAACUUGAACAGCAGUCAGAACAUGACGUCACAGGACGUGGGUGGGGAGGGGUACAUCACCCCAGGGGACGGGCGCAGUCUGGAGAAGGAUAUAGCCACAGCCUUCCAUAUGGCCAGCAUCACCAUCUUAUCGAUACUAGUGUUUGAGACAAUACUGAAGGCACUAUGUGCAGGCACAGACUUCUUCCACAGAAAACUAGAGACUUUUGACCUGGUCAUCGUGCUGGUGUCCUUUGUUGUGGACCUGGUGUGUAUGCAGAUUAUGCCGGCCAUGAAGAUCCAGGACUUUGUUUUUAUACUGGCCAUGUUACUGCCGUGGCGGGUCAUUCGUGUCGUCAACAGUCUUGUUGUGGCCGUCCAGGACCACGAGCACUUCCGGUUGAAGCUCAUCUACGGCAGGAAGAAAAAAAUCGUCAACAGCUUGAGGGAAUCAGAGAUCAAACUCCAACUGUUUAGGGCCCAAUGUAACGCACUAAAGAGACUUUGCUUCAACGAGGGUAUAGACGAGAGUAAAAUAGACCAGAUACUCAUGGUGGAGGAGUGUGUAGUUAAUAAAGCUGGGAAAAGCAAAUGCAAAAUCAAGAUCGACAACUCAAGUGUGAUUCUUCUGAACGACAAAAGCGACUUUCCUCGGUUGUCGCCCCGACCCUCGCUUCUAAAUUUAGCUGCGGACAAAUUCGGACGCCGGAAGUCCAUGUUGCCCCAGUGUCUGACCGGCAUGGACCGAGACAUGUGUCUGACCGGCAUGGACCGAGACAUGUGUCUCACCAACUCUAAAGACAGCCAGGCUAAGGGCAUCUUGAAGCCGAGGGCGCGAUCCAACUCGGAGAGUGGGCGGGGCACGCUGAGCUCGCCCGAGGACCCGCCCACUCACUCCCACCUGAUGGCGGAGGAGAAGUGCUACGGGGGGCUGAACACGCCCAUCAUCAUCAACAGGAAGAGCAGCCUGAGCUCGCCCAUCAUGGCCACGCACGUCCGCAACAUCCUCAACUCACUAGAGGACCGGUGCAACCAGAUGAACGGCAGCUGUAGCAGGAUCCCCGGGGGGCGGGGCAGCCUGGACGCCGGGAGUCUCACGGAGGAGAAGGAAGUGACGACAAAGAGGUGGGAGAGGCGGGUGCACUCGAUCGACGAGUCCCCCCACGAGGCGUACAGCUGCAGCAGACGGGCGUCCUUACAGCCGCAGCACUGUGUGGACGAGGACGAUGGCGUCCUGCCCCCAGUGGGGUUCCUGUCCACGGGGUCACCGAGUGCCAGAGGUCUUUCAUUGACGUCGUCUGCGCUGGAAGCGGGCGAGAACUCAUCCCUUCAAACCCCGCGGUUUUUCAUCCCCACAACGAUCCAGAUCGACCCCCCCUCCAACAACUCUAACUACAGCCUCACGUCCUCCUCUAGUUCUGGAAGUAACAAAAGCACGCGCUACGAGCAGAAGAGAAUUACUACUUCCGGUAACACGAAUUACGGUUCCAUAUCAUCAAAAGAAGCGCCAACAUCCACUGUGGUGGAAAUCAACUCCCAGAACGCCAACAGCUGCACACCGCCAGACGUAGCACUGCACCCUGUGUCAACAGAGGCGCCAAAAAACUUUCCUCGGUCGUCUGCCAGCCCGCCUCGACUCUCGUCUGCUGGGGAUGCUGUGCUGCCAGUGAGUGGGACCCCCACGGGGGCGGGCAACUACCCCGCCUCCCCCUCCCCCAACCACCUGAAACCCAAGACUCUACGAACGCCGUCAGACAUUGAGAACGAGAACAACCUGACCCAGUCGGAGUCCUCAGACGUCUGCGAGUCCCGCAGCAACGAUGACGUCACCAGGAACACAUCCAUAGAGGAGAUCGACGACGAGUUCGACAACACCGAAUCCAUAGUAUCGAUCUCAGAAAAGGACGCGGCGGUUCUGUCCGGCGAUACCGUUGUUCAGAACUGUAUUCGAACCGUGACAGUGGAUCGAUACCACGACGAGGAAUCGGAGAACGAAAUAUCUGCCGGAUCGCCCAGUAGCGAUAAGUCGACGCUAGAUGACGUCAGCAUGUUUAGGACAGGGACGAUGACGGCGGCUACGUACCUGGUAAACAUGGCUGACCAUGACCUUAACUCCGACUCGACAUCCAAUUUACUGAGUUAACCAGUCACGCUUGACCACCCACUGGCCAUAUGAUAGCCGGGCGGUAUCGAUAUUCUGUAGCUAGUAGACACGGUGUUGCUUCAAAUCGCUUAGCUUUUCAACUUCAUCUUUUGUAGGUAGUGACGUUUUUAAAACUUAACACACGUUGUUGAUAAAAGAUGAAGCUAAAUAAAACCUGACUCGUCUGUGUUGGGCCGGCAUCACAACACACUACACACCUGACCUGGAUUUCCCCGGUGUAAACAAGGUAACUACCUACACGGUUACUCGUGGAUUUCUGUCUUUGGCGAGAGAUGGAUUCUGUGGAUGUGAUUGGAUUGUGUUAUUUAUAAACAAUUUAAAAUUUGUAAACUAUUUCUCCCAAUAUUUAUGAUUUUACUAGCGAGCAACUAAUUAGCAAUCCUCAUUAACUAUUAACUAUCAUUGUUGUGUCUGAAAUGGCGCUGAAUUGACUACUAUUAACUUAUUCAGAUGUAUAUGUCGGAAAUGUUCUUUUUAUAGUAAAUAUUUAACUAAAAAUGCAAUUUAACAAAGUAGAAAAAAAUGUAUAUGGUUAUGGUAACAAUUAUUUUCUUUAAGCAAUGAUCGCUUUCA
Messenger RNA from Physella acuta, 2771 nucleotides. RefSeq lists its product as uncharacterized. Gene Ontology annotation, biological process: proton transmembrane transport. Gene Ontology annotation, cellular component: plasma membrane. The record is from RefSeq and is a predicted model, not a curated record. Lineage: Eukaryota; Metazoa; Mollusca; Gastropoda; Physidae. Gene Ontology annotation, molecular function: voltage-gated proton channel activity.